AUGAAUGGGAAACAAGUGGACAGUACAGCCAUCUACGUCAAGACGGACGACAGCGACGAGCCGAAGAAGGUCGGCAGCUACGAGAACCAGGGCAGCUUCUGCGAGCUGGCACUGAUGUACAACAUGCCGCGGGCGGACUCGGAGGGCUCGCUCUGGGCCAUGGAUCGACAGACGUUCCGGCGCAUCGUGCUCAAGAACGCCUUUAAGAAGCGGAAGAUGUACGAGCAGCUGCUGGAGUCGGUGCCCAUGCUGAAGACGCUGGAGUCGUACGAGCGGAUGAACCUGGCCGACGCGCUGGUGCCGCGCACCUACAAGGACGGCGAGCUGAUCAUCGAGCAGGGCGACACCGCCGACGGCAUGUACUUCGUGGAGGAGGGCACGGUGCGCAUCAUGCGCGGCGAGCAGGGCCAGGACGAGGUGCAGAUCAACGCGAUCGAGAAGGGCGGCUACCUGGGCGAGCUGGCGCUCAUCACCAAGAACCCGCGCGCCGCCUCCGCAUACGCCGUCGGCGACGUGCGGCUGGCCUUCCUGGACCGCGAGGCAUUCGAGCGUCUGCUGGGCCCCUGCAUGGACGUGAUGAAGCGCGAGAUGGAGAACUACGAGGAGGAGCUGCAGAAGAUAUUCGGCUCCAGCGUCAACAUUUCGGACGUGCGAUGAGCCGGAGGCCAGCGGACUGGCCGGCCCGGCCCGCUCUGCCAUUCCAGUGUCUAGUCUCCGGCCGCGGCCGACCGACUGGAACGAUCCGGACAGCGUCUGUAGGGUUAUAUGGCGCGGUGGCGGGCCCCGGCGGCCCCGGCCACGUCGGCCGGCCGUGUUCACUGUUGUAGAGUAGGUUCAGUGUGAUGCCUUCGGGCGGGGUGUCCGGCGUCGGGUGGCCGCGGCCGCUGGCUGUCUCGUUCGCCUGCCGUCGGGUGAGUGCGUGCCGCCAGACUGCCUCCGCCGGCGCGGCGACAUAUUUUUGCACACGAAUGUGCCAAAGGGCGGCGGUGGCGGCGGCAGCAGCAGCGACAGGGAAGCCGUAGUGCCGACACAGAGAUCGAUGGCAGCCGCCAACCGGCCGUGACGAGCGCGGCGCACCGCCGCCGACGAGCUUACCGAGGCCAACCGAGCACGGCCUGCUACACAGACUGAGACUUGAACCCAGCGCUGCCCGAGGCGCUCUCCGCCCGGCGGCGGUGCCGUGGACGCGGCCGGAGCGCCGUCCGGGCCGAGCUGGCGUGGCGGUCCCCGCCGGCCGCUCCCGGGCCACACCCACCACCCGUUCCGUGUACUUGAGUAACCCAGUUCUGUCUGCCGCUCCGUUCGUUGAGGGUGUUCGUUUGCGUUGCAGUCGGCCGUUGAGUGGCGGGCGCUGGCCGGUGGUCGGAUCGAUUCCCGGCAAUCUAUGCAGUGCGUUUCCGAUGGCCCGGUGCCGCCCUCUCGGCAUCACUAGUUAUCGUUUGUGCCCGCUGGUAGCGCUGCGUGCACCUGUUGCCGCAGAGGCCGCCCAGACCUUCUCAAGCAGUUAUUUGUGUAAACGAGUUUCAAUAAAGUUACCAGUUUCAGA
Molecule: messenger RNA, 1546 nt
Organism: Pollicipes pollicipes
Lineage: Eukaryota; Metazoa; Arthropoda; Thecostraca; Pollicipedomorpha; Pollicipedidae
Product: cAMP-dependent protein kinase type II regulatory subunit-like
Biological process (GO): negative regulation of cAMP-dependent protein kinase activity
Cellular component (GO): cytosol; cAMP-dependent protein kinase complex
Molecular function (GO): protein kinase A catalytic subunit binding; cAMP binding; cAMP-dependent protein kinase inhibitor activity
Source: RefSeq, a predicted model, not a curated record